AUGCCAUCCCUCAGCGACAACAUCUCGGUGCGGAUCCUCAAAGCCGCCGAAGAAGGGCACUACGGCGUCCCCGGCGUGGUGUGCUACAACCUCGAAGCGAUCAUCGCAUGCCGAAAAGCCGCGGAGGCCAAGAACUCACCCUGCCAGAUCCUGCUGUUCCCGUGGGCGCAGGAAUACGCAUACGACAACCUGGUCAACCUGGCGGCCGACGUGUGCCGCAGCGCGUCGGUGCCCAUGUCGCUGCACCUGGACCACGCGCAGAGCGAGGCGGGGAUCAAGAAGGCCGCGCUCACCGGAAAAUUCGACAGCAUCAUGGUCGACAUGAGCCACUACGAGAAAGAGGAGAAUCUCGCGAGGACAACCGAGCUCGUCAAGUUCUGCCACGACCUGGGCAUUGCGACGGAGGCGGAGCCCGGUCGUAUCAAUGGCGGCGAGGCCGGUGUGCAGGACACGGGUGAUCUCCAGGGCAUCCUGACCACGCCCGAGGAGGCCCUGCAGUUCAUCGCCACGGGCAUUGAUUUCCUGGCCCCUGCGAUCGGCAAUGUCCACGGACCGUAUAACGGCGUGGAGAACAUCAAGUUGGAUUUCCCCAGGUUGAAGGGCAUCCGGGAAGCGAGUCUAGGCAAGGUCACCCUGGUCAUGCACGGGACGAACGAGUUCACGGCCGAUAUCUUCAAGCAGUGUGUUGAGGCCGGCAUGACGAGGUUGAAUGUUAAUCAGAUUGUGCUGUGGAAGUACGAGGACUAUGCCAAGGAGAAGGCUGGAAGGACGCCCUUGACCGAGUUCAUGGAGACGGGCACUGCCUUGAUCCAGGAACGCAUUGAGUGGAUGAUGGACGCCAUUGGGAGUUCAGGACGUGCCGGUGAUGUUAAGAUAUAG
Exophiala bonariae is the source of this 879-nucleotide messenger RNA. RefSeq lists its product as uncharacterized. The transcript has a single exon. Lineage: Eukaryota; Fungi; Ascomycota; Eurotiomycetes; Chaetothyriales; Herpotrichiellaceae. Gene Ontology annotation, molecular function: aldehyde-lyase activity; zinc ion binding. The record is from RefSeq and is a predicted model, not a curated record. Gene Ontology annotation, biological process: carbohydrate metabolic process. Bases 1 to 879 code for a protein of 292 amino acids.